CAUAACCUUAAAAGAUGGUGAGUCAAAACAAAAACACCAUAUCUGGUGUUUAUCUCUUGUUUUGUCUCUUGAUCACGUCUGCGUAUGCAAGCUCAUCCUUCAUACAACAAUUUACUGAUCGCCCCAACGCAAAUCUGCAGCUCAAAACAGAGAAGAAUAUAGCAGAACCAAUGCCAAACCUGGAAGAAGAGCACAACUUACAUAAACAUCAAGAGAUCACAUCACGCGAUUCUAAAGUCUCAGUUUCAAGUACGGUGAAUGGUCUAAGAGAUGUGCCUCCGUCGUCUUACUCUCUCAAGAUGGAGUCUUUCAACAAGCUCCUUAACUCACCGUACACAGAGAAAUAUGAAUCUCGUCCUUUCCCUGCAGCUGGAUACAACUGGACUCUUGUUGUGUACCCCAACGGGAACAAGAAGGAUAGUGGUUCAGGGUACCUUUCGCUUUACGUAGCCAUAGACAACUCGACUCUCGUGGCUGCACAUCAAGAUGUUUUCGUGGAUCUCAGGUUUUACAUCUUCAAUAAGAUAGAGAGGAAGUUUUUUACCAUCCAAGAUACCAAUGUAUGGCGCUACAAUGUCUUCAAAACCAUGUGGGGAUUCCCUCAAGUCCUCCCUGUUGCUACAUUCAAAGACCCUAAAAAUGGAUACCUCUAUGAUGGAGAUCACUGCGAGUUUGGUGUUGAUGUUACCAUCCCCACUGUCUUUCAAAAAUCAGAGCUUUUCUCUGUCGCUGAGAAUUUCUAUAAUGCGAAGUACACCUGGAGGAUUCAGGGAUUCUCCACACUUCUCAAAGAUAAGUACCUAUCAGAUGUGUUCACCAUAGGUGGAAGAAGUUGGAAUAUACAGGUGCACCCAAAUGGUGCUGGCACGGCAGAGGGGAAAGCCCUGUCAAUGUACCUUGUCCUCAAUGCUAACGAGAUAUUCAGACCCUAUGAGAAGAUUUACGUCCAAGCCAAGCUUCGAGUUCUAAACCAGCGCCAACUCAAUAACGUCGAAUGGAAAAUUGACCAUUGGUACAAUGGUCCGGGAUAUGGAGCUGCAUCUGGUUGGGGUUUUAGUGAGUUUAUCCCACUCUCUGAUCUCAAAGAUUCAUCAAAAGGUUUCGUUGUAAAUGAUGUGUUGAUGGUUCAAGUCGAAAUUGAACUUAUUUCUUCAACCAAGUACUUUCCUAGUUAGACUUUUCUAGUCUGCCCAAGGAAUUUACAGCUCCAUGUUUGCUUUAUUAUCAACUACUUAAUAAUAAGAACAUCUGUGUGUUUGCUUUUAUUUUUUGUUCUUUCUCAUGAAAAUCGUCACUCUCCUUGAAAGUACCAAAGAUUUU
This is a messenger RNA of Eruca vesicaria subsp. sativa (arugula), 1320 nucleotides long. The record is from the annotation of a GenBank genome assembly. Lineage: Eukaryota; Viridiplantae; Streptophyta; Magnoliopsida; Brassicales; Brassicaceae.